This is a messenger RNA of Jaminaea rosea, 459 nucleotides long. Its product is annotated as YTH-domain-containing protein. The annotation marks the transcript as partial. Gene Ontology annotation, biological process: mRNA destabilization. The transcript has a single exon. Lineage: Eukaryota; Fungi; Basidiomycota; Exobasidiomycetes; Microstromatales. Gene Ontology annotation, cellular component: cytoplasm. Gene Ontology annotation, molecular function: N6-methyladenosine-containing RNA reader activity; mRNA binding. The record is from RefSeq and is a predicted model, not a curated record.
CGCUUCCUAGUCAUCAAAUCCUUCACAGAAGAAGACGUGCACCGCUCCAUCCGACACGGCAUCUGGGCAUCUACGGACAAGGGCAAUCAACGUUUGAAUCGCGUCUAUUCCGACUGUCAACGGGACGCGGACCAGCGCGGCGAGCCGGCGACAGUCUAUCUGUUCUUCUCCAUCAAUGGUUCUGGUCACUUUUGCGGGCUAGCUCGUAUGACCAGCGCCGUAGACUUUGAUGCUCACUCGGAUGUGUGGGCCCAAGAGGGCAAAUGGAAAGGGACGUUCAAGGUGGAGCACAUCUUUGUCAAGGAUGUGCCUAACAGGGAGUUGAGACAUAUCAAGUUGCCCAACAGUCCGGAGAGGAAGAAUGUGACGCAGAGUCGAGACACGCAGGAGUUGGAUCGAGAGGGAGGUGUGGAGCUGCUGAGGAUCGUUCACGGGUUCCCGGCGAGAACAAGUCUUUUG